Cetraspora pellucida is the source of this 1596-nucleotide messenger RNA. The record is from the annotation of a GenBank genome assembly. Lineage: Eukaryota; Fungi; Glomeromycota; Glomeromycetes; Diversisporales; Gigasporaceae.
AUGGCUCCGCAAAAUAAUAAUUAUACUUCUAAUCUAGAGGAUUCUGCUGAUUACAAUGGUUCAAAUCCUGAUCAAAACACUGAAGCGUCUGUGAAUAAUCGUUCUUCGCCGUCUUCACUAUUUUCUGGAAUCAAAUCAGUAGCCUUUGAUGUAUCUUCUUACUGGGCAAAUAAACUUUAUGAUGCAGUUCGAGAUCCACGAGCUUAUUAUAAGCAUUUACUAGAUGUCGCAAGCAACUACGAACAAUGGUCUGAAGCGGCAAAAAUGCUAGAUCAGCUUGAAGGAAAAGAUCAGUGGAAGAACGAUGCAAAAUCACCUGAUUAUGAUUAUGAUCUAUUGCAACAACGUCUCCAACAAUUAAAAAAAGCACGCAAAUCCGGUGAUUUAUCACAUAUGACUUUUUUAUUAAAAACUUCAUUGGCAAGAAAUUUAGGUGAUAUGGGUCAACCAAAGUUGUACGCAUAUACACAUAUUGGCACGAAAAGAUUAAUAGAAAGUUAUAUAGCUGAAGUAGUAAAACAAAUGAAUAUCUUGUGUGACACGGAGUCCGAUGAUAUAUCAACUAAAGACAAACUUGAAUUCUUUAUUAACACAAGACAAUCUUUUGGAAGGACCGCCCUUUUAUUAAGUGGAGGAGGGCUUGCACAUAUUGGAGUGAUCAAGUGUCUAUAUGAAUGUAAGCUUUUACCUCGCAUCAUUUCUGGUGCAUCAAGUGGAUCUAUUUUUGCUGCUCUUUUAUGCACAAAGACGGAUGAUGAAAUUCCCGAAACUCUUAGAACACUUAGUUCUUCUGAAUUUCAUUUGGAGGUAUUUGAAAGAUCGUCAGAGCCGGACACAUGGUUGAUGAGAAUUAAUAGGUUUCUUAAGCAAGGUGUAUUAUUCGACGCUGAUAUUUUGAAAGAAUGCAUGCGCCGCAAUAUUCCAGAUAUGACUUUUCAGGAAGCAUAUAACCGAACUCGAAGAAUAUUGAAUAUUACCGUAAGCACUUCCACAGUGUAUGAAAUGCCGCGUCUUCUUAACUAUCUAACAGCUCCUGAUGUGAUUAUUAGAAGUCCCUCACCGAUUGUAAUUAUUUGCAGUGCGGCAUCUUGCUCUAUUCCCUGCAUAUAUAACUCUGUUCCACUGAUGGCAAAGGAUAAAACGGGUAAAGUAGUCCCAUGGAACCCUUCAGGUCAUCGAUGGAUUGAUGGAUCCGUUGAGAAUGAUUUACCAAUGAAUAGGCUUUCUGAGCUGUUUAACGUAAAUCAUUUUAUUGUGUGUCAAGUGAAUCCCCAUGUUGUACCAUUUUUACAAAAAAAAUUGAUUCCUUCGCCAGUUAGCCGGUUAGUUGGGUGGUUUUUAUUUUUGGCGAUUUCUGAAUUAGAACACAGAUUAACUCAGCUGAGUGAAUUUGGUGUUAUGCCGAGCUUAUUGUAUCGAACAAAGGCUAUCAUGUCGCAACGAUAUUAUGGUGACAUCACGAUUGUCCCAAACAUUUCAUAUACUGAUUUUUUUAAAAUCUUAUCUAAUCCCACUCCUGAGUUGGUUCAAGAAGCUACUUUAAGGGGUGAAAGGGCCACAUGGCCUAGUAUCCUUCCAUUAUUAAGUUUAAUGUAA